Molecule: messenger RNA, 1722 nt
Organism: Anopheles nili
Lineage: Eukaryota; Metazoa; Arthropoda; Insecta; Diptera; Culicidae
Exons: 1
Coding region: 1-1722 (573 amino acids)
Source: RefSeq, a predicted model, not a curated record
AUGACUGUGGAGCGCGUAGAUACUUUCUACGACUUGGAUAGUAUCUACAGUACCAUCGAACGGAUGUUGAUGCUCAUUCGACAGCUUUCUGGAGUGUCUCGGUUAGGCGAAAAUGGUCGUUCACUGUCUUUCGAACUCCAGAGCAUAAAUGCUAUCGACGAACGCAAACAAUUGAUCGAAGAGCUCCGUUCAUUGGUACAGUAUCUGUUCACACAGUUUCGGAAGAUAUAUCUGGUCAAUAAGGACUUGUACGCACAGCUCAACAAACGAGGUGGUCGCGUGUUUGAGCUGGAUAAGCAAAUCGAAGCACAAGGUGAUAGCAUCUGUCUGUACUUUCUGGCAGAUGCGAUGAAAUAUGAGCCAGCUCUGUUAGCUAUGCAACGUGUGCUCGAUCGUACAAUGCGCGAAAUUCGCAUUUUUAGAAACCAGCGCAACCAACACAAGCUCGAAUUGUGUAUUGGGCACAUCCGAAGUGAAAACUAUAAUAAAGUGUACGAUGAGUACUGUUCGUUCGAAUGCGCCCUGCAACAGCUUCCAAUAAUUAUCGAAGCAGUAUUCGAUAGAGAUAUGAAAAAUCUUUUACAAAUUUUACUGUUUCUCAACGGAUACCGGAAACUCAACAAGGCAAACUCCUCAGAAACAUUUGCCAGUGGUUGUGAGAUCUUGGUGCAGAAUAUGAAACAAGCAAGCGAACUUUUAGAGCAUCCAUUGUGUUUACUAUUGUAUGGUUUCGUGGUUGAUGCGCUUCAGGAACGUCCAGAGAUGUCACUUGAUACAAAGCUGAAAGACGUCUUCCACGAGCGACUGGAGGGCGUUCGUUCGGAUCUGAUUGAUUGUAUUCAACGUACGGUUCGACUUAUUCAACAUAGCCCGCAGGUAACGAUUCCCCUGGCGAGACUGUUUCAUUACCUAGCUGAAGAAAUUUUGAUUGAGCUGCUGAAACGAGCCUACGAAGGCAAUGUUCGAAACCUGCGAAACAUUCUGGAUUUCGUCUCGCAUUUGUCACACAUUGACUACGACAUUACAAGUUAUCGUGUAUUGUACGCACAGAUGGAGCAUUACGAUCAUCUUUCCAAACCGGAAAUCUUUCAGCUUGCCUAUCGUAUUAAGCAAACAAUGCUAGAGGCAGGUUUCCCUAUGGCCGGUCUUCGUGGAGAGCUGGAACGCCUGAAAGUUAGUCUACCCACGGUCGUCAUAGCAAUUAUGUGGCACUCGGUUAAUAUCUCGCGGUAUGAUUCCCGAAUUCUUCUCAAGUUCAGCGCUAUCGGAAAGAACGUAGGGUUCUCGCGCUAUAUCGCCGAUAAGAAUCGAGUCGAGUUCGAACCAUUAGAGGAAGGUACCUGUUUUCGUAUUCGAGCGAUCGCCAGUAACGGAUAUCUUGGAGAGAGUGGAACAGGCCUGCCGAUUCUAGCACCCAAAUCCGAGAGCCUUUCCAAUGCAAAGUUUCGUUGGCUGCUAAUUCCCGUCGAAGGCUGCGAGUACUUCCGAGUGCAAAACUACGCCAGCGGAGCUGUACUUUAUUCGCAAAUACCAUGCGAUGAGUCGGAAUAUGAUUUCUACAACAAACAGGAGGUACUACAGUUGAUCGGUAGCGAACGUGCGCUCACAGCUCAAAACAGCAACUGGAAAAUCGUUGAGCAUUCACGAGGAUCUCGCGGCAGUAGUAACAGUAGCAGCGGCGGAGGUAGUGGUGUUGGCGAAGCGGAGUGCUGCAUUCUAUAG